Molecule: messenger RNA, 3168 nt
Organism: Saccostrea cuccullata (small rock oyster)
Lineage: Eukaryota; Metazoa; Mollusca; Bivalvia; Ostreida; Ostreidae
Product: substance-P receptor-like
Exons: 3
Coding region: 295-1344 (349 amino acids)
Biological process (GO): neuropeptide signaling pathway
Cellular component (GO): plasma membrane
Molecular function (GO): neuropeptide receptor activity
Source: RefSeq, a predicted model, not a curated record
CAUAAUAAUCGAGUUUUCGUUUCGCUUUUCAUCAACCGUUCAAAUAUUUGAAGACAAGAUGGACUUUGGUCUAUACGUUUCUUCGAUUGUGAUGUGGUUUUGUGAAACAUAUCUCAAAGAAUAACUUUGGAUUCAAUGUUUGUUUUCGGGGACUCUAAGGGUGGAACAAAUUACUCACCCCCUGGUCAGUAUUGUUAUGACAGCGGCAUUUAUGAAUGGGAUAAUUGUGAGAUGAGCACUUUUCUUGCCAUACAAUUCAACAGACGGAACAUUAUAGUAUUCCCUUGGUAAAAAAUGAAUUCCACUGAAAUUACGACGGAUGUUGAAAAUAAAACGUGCCAUGCCUGGUUAAAAGAUGCUUUAGGUGGAUCUUUCGUUAAUGUGACACUUGAAGAAGUCAAUGACCAGCUAGUGAGGAGAAAUCUAGGGGGAAUCAGUCUUCUCUGUAUAUUGAGUGUGAUUGGACUCAUCGGAAACAGUCACGUGUUGUGGGUCUACACCCGCCAAUUCUCAAAAUCUAACUACCGUGUAUAUGUCAUAUGGCUUGCCAUGUUGGACAUUUUCAAUUGCGUUGUUGUGGCACCAAUGGUUGUUUCUUACUUAUUUUUCCCAGUGACAUUCCCGUCUGAAAUUUAUUGUAAAAUAUUUCGUUUCUUUAACUAUUUUGCAGCAAUAGCGUCCACGUCUUCUCUGAUCUCUAUAGCUAUUGACAGGCAUAAGGCGAUAUGUAGCCCUCUGAAGGACCAACUAACUAACACACAAGCAAAGCUUCUCUGCUUCAUGAAUGUAGUUGUGGCUUUACUUCUGUCUUGGCCAGCUCCUUUUCUGUACGGAAUGAGGGAUAUUGAAACGGGUGUUCCAGGGCUACACGGUUAUCGCUGCUUCACAGAACUGAAAUAUGAAGAAAAGAAAUAUCAGAUCUAUUACAACGCGCUGUUGGGUCUCUACUUUGUCGCGGUGUCGACGAUUAUGGUCUUUGUUUACAUUAAGAUUGGCCGUAACAUCCAUACCCAUUUUGCAUUUCAAGACACCAUUCGCCGCCAGUCUACUGUACGUACUGAUGAAAAGUUAAACAAAAACCCAACAAUGUCCAAUGCUCGUCGGUCUACGAUCACCCUUUGUCUGGUCACCAUUGCUUACAUUCUCAGUGCAUUACCACACCAUCUUCUCGCGGUGAUGAUUUUCGUUGUAAAAGAUUUCGACUGUAGUCUCUCGCUCGCAGAGUCGCAGAUAUACUACACGUUUAUUUGGUCCUACUUUGUCAACUCGAUGGUCAAUCCUUUUAUAUAUGGAAUCCGAGACCAAAAGUUCCGCUCUGCUGUGAAGCAUAUUUACAGAAGGUAAACAAGGGAUUUUAAAUCCUUAAAUGAGUCAAAUAUUAUUACCAUCCUUUGAAUCACUAUUACAAUUAAAGAAUUGUUUUAAUAUAUGAAUAUUACUUUUAAACUGUUGCCAAGCAACUUAGUAUAUGAUGCUGUCAUCAAAUGAACUUAAAGUUGGAUUAAUGAUAAAUAGAAAUAUUAAAAUUUAGUGCUUUUUAAUGCCAUUCCGUUUUAUAUCUAAUAAUGAGGAUAUUAUAUGGCUGUCAGUUGAUAGGCUUACUAGAAUUUCAAAUUCUCAGAAGAAGAAUAAAUUAUUUAUCGUAGCAAAACCUGUGAGAUUGAAAUCUAGUUAACAGCUAGCUGUAGAAAGUAGAAACCAUUUUCUUAAGCAACAUCCUAUAUAAUCUUUAUUCAAUCUUCAACGCAUCAACUUCUUUUUAUAUAUAUUAGGAAAUAUACACGCUUCUUCAUAAAGCAACAAUUAAAAAAAUUAACAAAAGAGCACUAUCUUUGUUGACUUUUACAACUGUUAGAAUCGGAUUUUACCCUUAAUAAUUUGCAUGUUAAUGUUGAUACCGCUGUACAUGUACAUGAGCGUAAUACUUCAGGACUUUUGAAUUCUGCUUUAAAACAUUUUACAAUAGGUUAUUUAAAUCCUAUUAUUAUCUGUCUGAGCUUUGAUCUUUCUGUUGCAAGUUACAUAUGUUAACUAUUAACUAUUAUCCAAUGAACAGCUGUGUCACGUUUGUAUUUACACACUACUACGCUGUCUUGGCAGCAUGAUUUGAUUAUUAGUUUGAACCACUGAUCUUUUAUUGAAUAAUUGGUCAGGAAAACAAAUAAAACUAUUGAAAAUAUAUUAUAUAUUACAUAAAAAUGAGUUUAUUGCAUUUUUUAAGUUUAUAUUACGGUGAUGUGCAUAUUGGUGGUGCAUACUGUAUCAGAAUCCAUUAUAGUUCUGCCAAAUGUGUUCUGCGGCACUCAUUUUUAUAAUGCAUUGCAGCUGUGUUUUAUUAUCUGAUAUAUCAUUCAAGCAAUAAGCAAAUCCUGACAAUUUAAAUACCAAUGGGUAUUUUUAAUUUAUUAUUCUGUAUUUUUCUGAAAAAUGUCUUACAGUUAAAUUUAGCGAAAUUUAAUUCUGUGCAGUUCUGCUCAAAUACAUGUAAUACAUGUCCUUAUAAAUUACCCGGUAAUAAAAGAAAUUAAAAGUGGAAAUACCCCUUUGAAUUUCGUAUUAUGAAACCACUUCGUUAUAAAUAAGACAAGGAUUUGAAUUAGAUCACAUGCUUCAGAUUUAUUUUUUCAUCGUCAGAAAAAAAAGACCCUGAAACAUGUUCAUCGUGUGUAUCUUGAUAUCAAUAUAUGCUAAAUCGAUGCUUUUUUGAAUCUUCAAACCAAAUUACACUAUUUUGAUUUUUAAGAUGCAAUACGGGAUACCACAUUCUACAAAAUAUUUUUCUUUCAUACUACUCACUUAAUUUUAUCACGAUUUCCAAUUAACAACCUGUUCGACACAUCUCAGUUUUUUACAGCUAGAUUGCCGUAAGUUAAGAUUGAUGAUAUCAAUAGUUAAAGUAUACAUGUGGUCAUGCACUUUUUAGCAAUAUCUACUUUGUUUUAUUAAUCGAUGAUUUGAUAUGAUGAAGGAUAAAUUUGUGUACAUUUGUGCUAAGUCAAGUUUACCUCCUUGGUAGGAGUCUUUUGAAUGAUUUGAUGUUAUCCGGUGAAUGUCUGCUGAUGUUCUUUCUCGUAUUUAAUGAUUUUUUCAAAUCUUUGAUGUCGAUGCAUUGUUGGUGCAGUAAUGCUUCAUUAUCAGAUUUAGGUGUAUAAAGAUACUAGUACAUGU